ACCGAGUAACAAUGCAAGUUCCCUGAAUCUCUCUCUCUCAAUCUAAGCCGUCCAUCCAUUUAAUUGUUUCUUCCACCGCCCACCAACAAUAGUCCGCGUCCUAUAAAUAUCAAACAGUUUUCCUCUGUUUUAAGCUUCAGGAUUACACAUCAAAACAUUACAAAAUCUACAUCUUUUAUCGGUUACAUAAUCGAAUCGCCCAUGGCAAUCCGUCUGCCUAGGAUUAUUCAAGCAAACCAAUGUCUGAGACGAUCUUCUUCUUCUUGUUCUAAUUUUCUGGAUAUUCCAAAGGGCUAUUUUGCAGUGUAUGUUGGAGAAGAAUCUGAAAAGACAAAGAGGUUCGUGAUCCCGGUGGCUUACUUAAACCAGCCCUGGUUCCAGGAUUUGUUGCAACAAGCCGAAGAAGAAUAUGGGUUCGAUCAUCCAAUCUUGGGAGGCUUGACAAUCCCCUGCAGACAAGACAUCUUUCUUGAUCUUACUUCUCGUUUGAGUCAUCAAAAAUAAAGCUUGUAAUAUGGUGGUCAGUUUAGUUAGUAAUUAAGCUGUACGUAGGUUAUAGAGAUUUGCACCGUUUUGUAGUGUAAUCUCUCCAAGGAUUGGAACGUCUUUUUAACUUGUACAGUUUUCCUUGGUUUUUUUAUAUAUGAUUACGUCAAGACAAGAUAUCAAAUAUGAAGAACAGAGUCCUCUUUAAUGUUUAUUAUUACUCGGAUCUUCUUCAUUGACAUGGUGUUUUAGUUUUUACUCUUAUCAUUAGUAUGUUAGAGCAAAUUUACGACGGAGGUGUUAUUCGGUUUGCCGCCUCCAGAAUAGAAGCGUGAUACAUGCGUCUGCAUACAGAACGUGGAAGGAAAAAAAAUGCCUACUCCCUUCCCAAUAUAUUGAAUGGCCGCUUUGUGACGCUACCAACCUCGACCGAUACUCUUGGUCCAUGUAAUAAAUGUAACAUCUAUUUAAUAAUUAUUAAGACACG
Messenger RNA from Oldenlandia corymbosa var. corymbosa, 973 nucleotides. Lineage: Eukaryota; Viridiplantae; Streptophyta; Magnoliopsida; Gentianales; Rubiaceae. The record is from the annotation of a GenBank genome assembly.